Dentiscutata erythropus is the source of this 271-nucleotide messenger RNA. NCBI's taxonomy places the organism in Eukaryota, Fungi, Glomeromycota, Glomeromycetes, Diversisporales, Gigasporaceae. The record is from the annotation of a GenBank genome assembly.
UUGAAGAAUCCCGAUCUUUGCGAUGAAUUAACAGAAGAAAAAUAUUACUGGUAUCUGUUGCAAGUGGAAAAAUUAUAUGAAGGAAAAACGUGGACUCAAAAAGAUAAAGAAAAAGCUCAGGAGUUAAUAAAAAAAUACACUGAAAAUAACAAAACAAGACACCGGAAAAAAGCUGAUAACGAACUAAGAAGCACAUAUUUAAAUUUACUGUAUGAAAUUAAAAAAGAUCAACAAGAAAUUUUCGAAAAUGUAAAUGAACAGUGGAAUAGAA